UCGACACUGAUGAAUCUAGGUGGACGUGAUGUCGUGCCACUAACACAUUACAACCCACCAACGCGCCGCCAAUCAGGCGCGUCUCUUUGACCUCAGUGGCUCAUCCCGAGACGCAAUACUCCAAGUCGCCAUUGACCCAUUCCCAUUCUCGCUUACGUUUCUUUUGCCCAAUUCCACAUUGCACAGCCUACGGCUUUCGCUCGCUACUGUCACCCCUCGUUCGUGUACCUCGCUUGCGAUCCGCGGCAGACCAUGUUCCGUCCUAGGCCUUGUACGUGACGACGACACACGACCCAACACCUCUGGCUCCAAUCAUCGACAGUCACGACAUGGAGCGCAAGCGCAAGCUGCCCGCCCGGGCGGCAGCGCGUGUCGAAAGUGAGGCCAAGCGACGCCAGUCGACGCCCCGCGAGAAGAGCGAAGAGCCCACGCCGGCACCGGUGGUCGAGGAGCCCCCAGCCCAACCGUCGCUACCUCGCUCCAUACAACCAGGCAAGCCACUGCCUACCGUGGAAGAUGCACAACCGGACGAUCUGUCAUUGAAGGAGUAUCAGUCAAUAAGCGAAAGUGGCGUCCUGGCCGAAUCAAUAUCACGAUCGCGACACAAAUGGAUCAAUGAUGGCUUGUUUGAGAAAUAUUGGACGAAACCGCACAAGCGGAAAGGAGUGGUGAACGAAGACCCCAAGAAUCCGCCAAAAGAGAGCAUGGUCAAGGUCGGGACCGUCCAAAUCACGAUCGAGCCUCACAUGAUCGAAGCGACCAUGUACACAGUCAAGGACCCAAAGAAGCCAGUGCCGCCAGCCACACAACCGCACAACCAGGCACGACCUGUAAUACAAUACGGGCCGCCAAACGGCAUGAUGCCACCGCCACGAACGGGGACGCCUGGGGCUGGAUCGCCAGCUCCUGAGGGGAAAAUGCUCGCACCCAGUCCGGCACCCAACAAUGCGCAGCCUCCGCAACGGUCGCCUUCAUUAGACCAAGGAACCAGGGCACCGGUGUCUGCGUCGCCGGCUCCCAGCUACCCGCCUCGACCGGUUGCUAUACCUGCUUCUAAGCCCACGCCGCCCCCGGGGAAUACAGGGCCAACGCGCCCGCCGCAGGCCACUACCCCAUCGGCGCCCAGUGCGCCAUCAACACCUGCGACAAAACCCCCUGUGGCGCCCAAUGCAGGUCCAGGGAAAGAUCAUGCGCCAUCUCAUGCGACUGGCGGCCCUCAACCGACAGCAGUAGGGGCGGCUCCCGCUGCGGCCCCAACAACAACCAAAACCGUCACAAAUGAUCCAGUCAUUGCGCUUCUGGCUCAGAAAGCUGGGGCCGACGACGAGCUGAAGGAUCUAAUGAGGCGAGUGGCGCAUAACCAGGCAACCACGGCGGAACUGGCCAAAUUCCAGGGCAUUAUUGAUCAGUUGAAUGCCGAGUACAAAAGAGGAGGGGGCCAGCAGGGGCCUUCGGCUGAUCGUUUGCUCGUGGACCAGAGGACAGUUCGGUACUUUGCGGACGAAGUGUGCGCCAUUCUGGAUAUUGUUCUCGCUUCGAAUCCAGAUCAGCGAGCGGCGGACCUGAGACCACCACCACGCAGUGACCCCCUCGUCGUGCUUCUUGUCAAGCGCGCUCUGGAGCACAAACCGACGAGGGAAAUCUGUCGGCGCAUUGUGGCCGAGAAGCCAAACUAUACCGACGCAACUGACUUGAAGACGAUCCUGGACCGGCUUCUGCAAGAAUCGAAGACACCGUCGCGAGGAACACCCACGCCCGCGCAACCCAAGCCAGCUGCACCAGGCCCGAACAUGGCAGCGAACGGUUACGUGAACGGGCACCCCCCGGCACAGGGAGCUACACAUCCCUCACAACAAGCGUUGCGCUCAAAGGGACCGCCGCCUGCGCCAAAGCAGGAGAUUUCUGCUGUGGUAUUCGACUUUGGCGGUGGCGAUCGAUUUUUAUUCCCGAAAUUCAGCAUCUUAGAGUAUAUACCAACACCUGUCGGACAACAGGUGAUCGCAUCGUUCCUGAUCAUCCGGAAAGGGAGCACCAUCGAGUACGGCGGAGACCCAGCGCUUGACUAUUACCAGCCUGUCACCAUUCGACUGUACGCACACAGCGGACGCCACCUGGAGAACCUGGCUAGGGUCGUGGCGCCCCCGUCGGAGGUGCGUGCUUACAUGGAGAAUGUCAUGGACAACAUGACCAGAGCCGAAUACAUUCUGCUUGCCAUGCGUCUGCCGCGCUUCACGAAAGAUGAGGGUGACUCCAGCGGCAACCGCAGCGAGGACGCUAAGGCUGCACGGGGCACACCGCAGGCUGAGAAGGAGCCGGAGAAGUCGACUGUUGCGAAGCCAGAGGUUCUGUGGACUACGCCGGCGGCUGCCAAGUCGGAAAAGUCCUCUCGCGCCCUCAAAUCGAGAGAGGCAGAAGAGGAGACGCAGGCCCAGUACCGGCGACUGAUAAACUCGAUAGCGGCCAAAGACUCGGCCGCUGUGUGAUAGGAGACGAUGUGUGACUGUCAUUACAUGUAUCAAUGUCAGGAGGGUAUGAGUACGGGCUGGGGCCACACAUGGCGUCAUCUUGGGAAUGAAGACUGAACUAGCGAGUGAUUUACAUAAUACCCUGAUUCUGAUAAUAUCAAGCAGUGGCAUUCAAAGGUUGUGCUCCUGUGACUGUGGAGUUGAAGCCGUCUCGAGUGGCAUACUUGUACGAGAACUUCUGCUGACAUUGGUCCUUGACGGAACCACUCGCCUGGGACGAAAGAUUGCAAGUCGAGCUUGGAAUCCCAGCAGGGCAAAUCGGUGUUGCAUCUUCAGACGGAGAGUUGUCUAAUUAAACAUUAGAGUACUCGUUGAUCACGAAAUAAUU
Molecule: messenger RNA, 2853 nt
Organism: Emericellopsis atlantica
Lineage: Eukaryota; Fungi; Ascomycota; Sordariomycetes; Hypocreales; Bionectriaceae
Exons: 2
Coding region: 330-2483 (717 amino acids)
Biological process (GO): chromatin remodeling
Cellular component (GO): Swr1 complex
Molecular function (GO): ATP-dependent H2AZ histone chaperone activity
Source: RefSeq, a predicted model, not a curated record